This is a messenger RNA of Salmo salar (Atlantic salmon), 2438 nucleotides long. NCBI's taxonomy places the organism in Eukaryota, Metazoa, Chordata, Actinopteri, Salmoniformes, Salmonidae. The record is from RefSeq and is a predicted model, not a curated record.
GAGUGUGUUACUCUACAGUUAGUCAUUUUAAUGAACAGCCCUGUGUGUGUAUGGUCAGUGUGUGUUACUCUACAGUUAGUCAUUUUAAUGAACAGCCCUGUGUGUGUAUGGUCAGUGUGUGUUACUCUACAGUUAGUCAUUUUAAUGAACAGCCCUGUGUGUGUAUGGUCAGUGUGUGUUACUCUACAGUUAGUCAUUUUAAUGAACAGCCCUGUGUGUGUAUGGUCAGUGUGUGUUACUCUACAGUUAGUCAUUUUAAUGAACAGCCCUGUGUGUGUAUGGUCAGUGUGUGUUACUCUACAGUUAGUCAUUUUAAUGAACAGCCCUGUGUGUGUAUGGUCAGUGUGUGUUACUCUACAGUUAGUCAUUUUAAUGAACAGCCCUGUGUGUGUAUGGUCAGUGUGUGUUACUCUACAGUUAGUCAUUUUAAUGAACAGCCCUGUGUGUGUAUGGUCAGUGUGUGUUACUCUACAGUUAGUCAUUUUAAUGAACAGCCCUGUGUGUGUAUGGUCAGUGUGUGUUACUCUACAGUUAGUCAUUUUAAUGAACAGCCCUGUGUGUGUAUGGUCAGUGUGUGUUACUCUACAGUUAGUCAUUUUAAUGAACAGCCCUGUGUGUGUAUGGUCAGUGUGUGUUACUCUACAGUUAGUCAUUUUAAUGAACAGCCCUGUGUGUGUAUGGUCAGUGUGUGUUACUCUACAGUUAGUCAUUUUAAUGAACAGCCCUGUGUGUGUAUGGUCAGUGUGUGUUACUCUACAGUUAGUCAUUUUAAUGAACAGCCCUGUGUCUGCCACAAAGUGAUCUGACGCUGGAAAUCAAGUCUACUCUCUAGUCCAUUACAUUAGUCUACAUGUCAUGACCAAUUGCAAAAAUAGCCAUAUGUCAGAGAAUAAUGUAUUAUACAGUCAAAUGCGUUUUCCCAGAUUUGUUAUAUAUCCACUGAUAUUUUCUAAUUCUAAUGAAGUGUGUGUUUCUCUCCACAGUGGAUGUGACUCUAGAUCCUGAUACAGCACAUCCCCAACUCAUCCUGUCUGAAGACAGGAAACAAGUUAUAUUUGGAGAUGUAUGGCAGGAUCUCCCUGACAACCCAGAGAGGUUUGAUACUUGUGUCAGUGUCCUGGGAAAGGAGGGUUUCUCCUCAGGGAGAUUCUACUAUGAGGUGCAGGUGAAGGGGAAGACUGGCUGGUCUUUAGGAGUGGUCAGAGAGUCCAUCAACAGGAGGGGACGAUAUCUGAACCCUGAGGAUGGAUACUGGACUGUGUGCCUGAGGUAUGACGGGUACAAGGCUCUCUAUGUUCCCUUGGUCCACCUCUCCCUGAGAGAGAAGCCCCAGAAGGUGGGGGUGUUUGUGGAUUAUGAUGUGGGUCUGGUCUCCUUCUACAAUGUGGAGGCCAAGUCCCAUAUCUACUCUUUCACUGGCUGCACCUUCACUGAGAAACUCUAUCUAUUCUUCAGCCCUGGUAAUAAUUACACUGGUAAAAACUCAACCCCACUGGUCAUCACUCCUGUAGAUAUAACUGGAUGACUGGUUUAUACCAAACAUUGAAAUAAUGUUAAAAUAACUGAUAAUGUAAUAGCCACCAGAUAAUGGUAAUAUUACAUCAUAUUUCCUCAUGUAAUAUUUUAGAAAUCUGCAGAUAAUGUAUUCGUUUUUUGUAGAUAAUGUCAUAAUUUCAAGUAAUAACAUUAACAUACCAAUUCAUUGUUUUAUUUUUGUAUAAUUAAUGAUGAGAUAGUAUGUCCGCUGUAUUGCUUGGUUAGAGAGCAAUGGACAUAAAUGGUCGGUUGGUUUGUUUAGUAAGAGUGUUAUAUAUGCAGUCUAUAUCAGGAACAGUAGCUCUUGUAUAUUAAUCAGUGUUGACUGUUGAACCCAUCUAUAGGUCAGUAUGGAAGAGAACAGGACGUACAGGAGGGACUUCUGAUGUUUAGUGUUUCCUGAGGAAGUUCAGUGUGUUUUGUUCUGGUUUUGUUGAUGUGAUUCUAUUAUCACACACCACUCCUGUACCUCCCUCUAGUGGCUGGUGUCUGCACCACAUCUGUCUGCUAAUCCUGUCUGAUCAACAUGUGUGAAUAGAAACGCUCCAUAGAUCAUGAUGUGUUGAAGGCUCUGCGUCUGCUUCAUAAGACUCUGGGAUGCAGGUUGAAGUCUUCUCUUUAGUUGGAGGAUAUUCAGGGGACGUUGAUUUGUCAUAUAGACUAUGUAUGUACUGUCCUUUAUAUGACUGACCCAGAUAUGUUGUCUAUACUCUCUGUGUAAACAUUAUAUUGUGGGGAGAGUUUAUACAAAGCUUUACUCACCAAGUAUAACAUUUUAAUGAUGAUGACAUGGUAGAGAUGUUAUUUUGUCUCAGUAAAAACUCAUCACCACCAUCUAGUUGGUGCUUUGAUUUCUUUUAGGAAUUUAAACAACAAUUGACAAUAAAGCAACAACAGCUGGU